AUGGUAAAUUUACAGUUCAGCGGCUUUGCUUUCUCUAAGUCUUUAGAUCAACAUUAUACACCAUUUGUUUUUCCAGGCACUGACGAAGGCCACUGCCGACUGAGGCUAGUCAACUUUGAGGCUCAUGAAAACCAAACUUCCCAUGAGACGCAGGGCCUCAGCAAAAAGCACCUGGUGGUGCGACGAGGGAAACCGUUCAAAGUCACUCUGCUGUUUGGCAGCCGGUCGUGGAGUCGUUACACCGAGAGACUGGUCCUGAAGGUUUGGCUAGGUAAUAUGUCAAAGAGGAUCCCAGUCCAGUUCUCUGAUGAGCAGUCUGAUCCCCAAGGCUGGUCAGCCAAAAUCUACCCAGGCGACAGGCAGCCAAAGUCCGUUACUGUCCACAUCUGCUCCCCCGUUCUGUCCUCGGUGGGUCUGUACCAGCUCCAGGUCCUCAUAGAGGCCACGCAGAACACAACGAGCUAUGCAGUGGGAACAUUUGUGCUGCUCUGCAACCCUUGGCUGAAAGAGGAUCCCGUGUACAUGCCGUUGGAUGUCCAAAUACAAGAGUACAUCAAGAAUGAUUAUGGGUUGGUGUACAUGGGCACCCAUCUGAACAAUAGUGGGCAGCCCUGGUCGUUUGGUCAGUAUGAGCCUGGGGUCCUGGAGGCGUGUCUGCAGCUCCUCCAGGUCAGCCCGCAGCACCGCAGAGACAAAAACAAAGACUACGUCCUACGAGCAGACCCUGUCUACCUCAGCAGGGUGGCCUGUGCUAUGGUGAACUGUGAAGAUGACCUGGGUGUUUUGAAGGGGAGGUGGCAGGGCAGCUACAAAGACGGUGUCAAGCCUACAGAGUGGAGCAGCAGCGCUGACAUCCUUCACCGCUGGGUCUCAACUAACUGCAGCCCCGUGCGCUAUGGGCAGUGCUGGGUCUUUGCAUCUGUCCUCUGCACAGUGAUGAGAGUGCUGGGGAUUCCCUCCAGGCUGGUGACAGUUUUUGAUGCAGCCCAUGACAGUGAUGGCAACAUGAAAAUUGCAGAAUAUUACUCAAGCACAGGGGAAAAGCUCAACCUGUCAAAAGACAGCAUUUGGAACUUCCAUGUGUGGGUGGAGUGUUGGAUGAGGAGACCAGACCUCGGUGCAGGGUUUGAUGGCUGGCAGGUCGUGGACCCGACCCCCCAGGAGAAGAGUGCAGGGACGUACUGCUGCGGCCCUUGCCCGGUAGCCGCCAUUCAGCAGCGCUGCCUCGGCACCCCUUAUGACUUCGCGUUCAUCUAUGCCGCUGUUGACGCUGAGGUCCUACGACUGAUUGUGCGCAACGGACGGGUGGUGGGCAAGACAGUGGACACUGAGUGGGUGGGACGGCUCAUUUACACCAAGAGCAUCGACUCAGACAAACCGGAGAAUCUGACACAGACUUAUAAGAGCAAGAUUGGAAAAAUGCCACCUGGUUUGGAGGUGUCCCUGAACAUAGAUGAGGUGCCAUCACUGGGUGACAGCAUCGUCAUAUCCGUGACGGUCACAAACCCGUCGAGCGGCCCCAGGGUCCUGAUGGCACACCUGAACGCUCAGCUGAAGGAAUACAACAGCAACCCGCAGGAGAGCUUCUGGAAAACACGCAGAAAAGUGCACAUUCAGCCAGGUGGAGUUUUGAAGCUCCACCACACCAUCCUUCCCUCUGAGUAUGAGUCUGUCCUGGCAGGUGAUGACAUCGUGAACGUGGCAGUGGUGAUCAAGGACGUGAUGACCAAGGAGAGAGUCCUGGCUGCACAGGAGAUCAGCAUGAGCGCUCCACCGAUUACCAUACAGAUUGAAGGAGGGAACGGCGUCCAGAUGAAGAAGGAGCACACAGCCCGGGUGUCCUUCAUCAACACUUUGACCAAAGCCCUGAGUGGAGCUGUGCUGACCAUCGAGGGAUCCGGCUUGUUGCAGGGCAAACACGAGGCCAGACUGGUUCUCAUGCAGCCAGGGGACAAAAUAGAGAAGACGGUGUCCAUCAUGGCCACCUCGCCUGGCACUAAACUGCUGAUGGCCACGUUCUCACACAGCAGCAGCCCCGGCAUCGUUUCCAGGACUUUCCACAAAGUCUCUGUCGUAACUGGAUGA
Molecule: messenger RNA, 2085 nt
Organism: Chelmon rostratus (copperband butterflyfish)
Lineage: Eukaryota; Metazoa; Chordata; Actinopteri; Chaetodontiformes; Chaetodontidae
Product: protein-glutamine gamma-glutamyltransferase 2-like
Exons: 13
Coding region: 1-2085 (694 amino acids)
Biological process (GO): peptide cross-linking
Molecular function (GO): protein-glutamine gamma-glutamyltransferase activity
Source: RefSeq, a predicted model, not a curated record